Messenger RNA from Branchiostoma belcheri (Belcher's lancelet), 4716 nucleotides. RefSeq names its product A disintegrin and metalloproteinase with thrombospondin motifs 12-like. Lineage: Eukaryota; Metazoa; Chordata; Leptocardii; Amphioxiformes; Branchiostomatidae. Gene Ontology annotation, biological process: extracellular matrix organization; proteolysis. Gene Ontology annotation, cellular component: extracellular matrix. The record is from RefSeq and is a predicted model, not a curated record. Gene Ontology annotation, molecular function: metalloendopeptidase activity.
GUCAGCCGCGGAAAGAAAGAGGUACGAGCAGUGGAGCAGGACGAGGGAGGGCAGGCUAGGUACCGACAACACACCUAGGACAUUUUAUCCUUCACGUUACAGAGAGCUGUACGACUUUUACCGAAGAUGCAUAGACGUUUGACUGGUGUCCUGGCUGUAUUAUGCCUACUGCUGCUAAUUGCUGCAAAAACAUGUACUGGAUACGGGCUGGACGGCCCUGGAAAGAGACCAUUCCAUUUUCCGGACGAGAAGCAAGCAACUUUCGCCGACGGCCUCAGUAGUUACGACGUCGUGCACCCCACGAGAGUUUCUCCAGACGGAGAGUUCAUAUCGCACCGUGUCGUGCACAGCGAACAUCAGCACCACCUCCGCCGGCGGGGUGCAGACGACCAAGGGCGCCCCUCCUCCCCUCAAGCCGGCGGGCUGCACUACAAGGUCACCGUGGACGGGGUUGACUUGCAUCUUGAUCUCCGGCUGAACUCGGCCCUGUUGGCCCCCGGGUACGUCCUGGAACGACAUCGGGGGAACGUUUCACGGGCGGCCAUCUCCCGCGGCCCCGCCAACCCCUGCCACUUCGUGGGUACCGUCCCCACAGCGAGACACUCAUCCGUGGCCAUCAGCACUUGCAGCGGAUUGAGAGGGCUGAUCAGGACAGGGACGGACGACUAUUUCAUCGAGCCAGUCCGCGGACACAACGUCACCGGCGAGGAGAAACAUCCUCAUCUCAUCUACAAGCGGUCUGCUCUGCCCAGAGAUGACCGGUGCCUGCCUGCCUCCCCGCCUGCCUCCCCGCCUGUGUACCAGGGAGAACACGCGGACUUCUGUGGGUUGGAAGGUAAUAGACAGAGAGACGAAAUCAGAAGAGAUCGAUGGGAAAACAAGCACCACCACCACCAAGAUGGCGGCGAACAACAUGGCGGCCGCGCACGCGCAAGACGGUCCAUCAGCAAGGAGCGGUUCGUGGAGACUCUGGUCGUGGUGGACAAGAAGAUGAUCGAAUACCACAGGGACGAUGACGUCGAGAAGUACGUGCUCACACUGUUAAACAUGGUCUCCAGACUCUACCACGACCCGUCCAUCGGGAACCUCAUCAAUAUUGUGCUCGUGCGCCUAAUGCUGCUGGAAGAGGAACCAGAGGAGUUGUCCAUCUCACACCACGCUGACCACACGAUGUCUAGUUUCUGUAAGUGGUCUAAGAGCAUCAACCCAAAGGACGAGAUGCACCCCAACCACCACGACGUGGCCAUCCUUCUGACAAGGUACGACAUCUGUACAGGUAUGAACGAGCCGUGUGGGACGCUGGGGCUGGCGCAGGUGUACGGCAUGUGUCAGCCGCACCGCAGCUGUAACAUCAACGAGGACACGGGGCUGGCUGUCGCCUUCACUAUGGCACACGAGAUCGGACACAAUUUUGGUAUGAAGCACGAUGACGAGAAGAGCGGGUGCCAGACGCCGCCCCAGCAGCGGCCACACGUCAUGUCCCACCUGCUAACCACACAGACCAGUCCGCUAGCCUGGUCCAACUGUAGCAGGGACACCGUCACCACGUUUCUAGACCGAGGGUGGGGCAGUUGCCUUGACGACGAGCCGUCCCCACAUGACUUCACGUUCCCGACCCUCCCUCCCGGCAUGAUGUACGACGCUGACCACCAGUGUCGCCUGCAGUACGGACCCACCGCCUCUCUCUGCUACGGCAUGUCGGAUGUCUGCAACACGUUGUGGUGUAACGUAGUGGAGACCAACGCCUGUCACUCUAAACUGGAGUCCGCUGCAGAAGGAACCCGCUGUGGUCACAGCAAGUGGUGCAAUAGAGGAAACUGUGUAGCCGUGACUGCAGCGCCCCCUGUCGUAGACGGAGGGUGGGGCACCUGGUCCGAGUGGUCCAGCUGUACCAGGACGUGUGGAGCGGGUGUGCAGCAUGCCAUCAGAAGCUGCGACAGCCCGCGACCAUCACACGGUGGACGGUUCUGCCUAGGACAGCGCAAGCGAUUCAGACUGUGCAAUGUGGAGGCCUGUCCUGAGGGUGAAGUUGACUUCCGGGAGUGGCAAUGUCUAGUGCACGACGACAAACCGUUCAAGGGCAACUACUACAACUGGACGCCUGUCACUUACCCUCAGUACCCGUGUGAGCUCCACUGUAAGCCGAAAGGAAGUUUCUUCUCCGCACGACUGGCGGAGGUCGUGAUCGACGGGACGCCGUGCCUCAAGGCAUCACGGGACGUCUGCAUCGACGGGACGUGUAGGCCUGUCGGCUGUGACUUCAUCCUGGGUUCUAACGCCACCGAAGACCGGUGUGGGGAGUGCAGUGGAGACGGGACCUCCUGCGAAACCAUUAAGGAGUCUUACAACGAGAAGGAAGGCAGAGGUUACGUGGAAGCGACUGUUAUCCCUGCCGGGGCCCGUAACAUCCGUGUGGAGGAGGUGGCAGAGGCCAACAACUUCCUGGCACUCAAGGGACCCGACGGAGAAUACUACAUCAACGGCCACUGGUUCAUACAGUGGACAGGAGAGUAUGAGGCGGGCGGCACGACGUUCCGGUACGAGCGGCAUGGCAACAGGGAGGUGUUCACGGCGCCCGGACCCACCACUGAACAACUGCACAUCAUGCUGCUGUUCCAAGAAAAGAAUCCAGGCGUCGUUUUUGAGUACACCAUUCCACGGGAACAGAACGACACAGACGGAGAGCCGACUAGAAUCCCGGAGUUCAACUGGAAAUACAGCGACUGGACCGAGUGCACUGCAACUUGCGGGACAGGUACACAGAGAUCCCGGGUCAUGUGCGUGGAGACGGAAGCUGGACAGGUUGACCCAAGAUUCUGCAAUUCGACCACCAAGCCCGACGACAAGCUACGAACAUGUAACGAGGAUCGGUGUCCGUCAAGAUGGUGGACAGGUCCGUGGCAGCACUGCACGGCGUCGUGUGGGGAGGGCGGGACCCGGACCAGGUCGGUCCUGUGUAUCCGCAGUAUCGGCCCGGACGAACAGAUGGCGCUGCCGUUCGUGGAGUGCAUAGCGCUCCCCAAACCUCCUCAUGAGGAGACCUGCAACAAGGACGUCCCCUGCCCCUUCUCCAAGUGGAUUCCUGGUCCAUGGUCAGAGUGUUCAAAGAGCUGUGGAGGGGGCAUCAAGACCCAGUCACUCUCCUGUAAGGACGAGGCCACGUGCGACCCAAGCGUCAAACCCAAGACUGUUCUAUGCAACAUUCACGCCUGUCCCCCGGAUUCUAUCACAGAGACUACCACGGCAGACGCUCACAUUACAGCAGGCGUCAGCAGAACAGAGCUAGCGAACACACCUGUCACAGGAACAACACAGUUUCUACAUAGCAGAGAGAAAGCUGGAAAGCCGACAGAAGAUAACAGUUUACAAGAAAGGGAAAAGAAAAGAAAUUUCAGCCACGAGAACAUCAUCACGAGAUUCAGGGCUUUCAUGAUGGGUGACGAUGCUCACGUCGAAGAUAAACCUUUCCUCAAGCGUUUGCGCCCGACAAAAUCAGACGACAGUUCUGCCGCACACACAGAAAAGUCCAGAUCACAGACAGAAACCACUACUCCGAUAGAUACGGCUAGACUUCCACUUGGUACUCUGUCAGGAGAAAAGCAAGUGGUUACGUCAUGGUCAAGUUCAAGACCGACGUCAAGCACUCCUGCUUUUGUCGACAGGACCAAUGAUCCCUCCAAAGUUGCCAUGGUCCGAGCAGCACUGCGUCUGAAAACAGAGACGCCCACUACGGCACCGACUACUGUGUUGACAGAACAGAUUUCUACUCUGCCUCAUUCGGCUGCUCACUCCACUGCGGCAACUUUGAGUGUAACAGUCAGUGAGGACACAGAGCGACAUCGUCACGAACUCCACAGAUGGGUGACUGGAAACUGGUCAGAAUGCUCCCAUACGUGUGGGUAUGGUCUGCAGACCAGAGACGUGUCGUGUUCAGGGCGGGAUGAGUGUGAGCACGGCAAGAAGCCCCUUCAGCAGAGACCAUGCUUCACCCGCCCGUGUGCACUGUGGGUCACUGGAGGCUGGAGUGAGUGCUCAGCGUCUUGUGGAGGCGGCCAACAGAGGCGGCAGGUGCAGUGUCAGGAUAUGGACACCAGGAGGCGCAGUCAGGACUGCGACAAACGGCGGGAACCUGCCAACGAGCAACAGUGCAAUCUAGAGGACUGUCCCUCUGAAAAUUCAGCCCAGAGUAGAUGUACAGGCGACAUGAACAGACCGCACCUGUGCAACAUCGUGGUUCGGUUCCGCAGGUGUCACAUGCCGCAGUUCCGGGCCAAGUGCUGCAAGAGCUGCGGGGAUCCAGUCAUCAGCCACAAAACUCAUCAUCAAAGCAAACAUGCCGAGAAAUGAGCCGGACACAGUGUAAUAAUGCCAACUGUAAUCGUUGUUGUGGUAGGAUAAGUCUAAACAAUGUCUUCUCUAACUAUGUAAGUGUUUAGGCUAGCCUUGCAGUGGCGAUACGGGCUGCUAUGGUACGAUAUUUUGGCAGGUUCUAACCACAUCAUGAAGACCGAGGGAAGCGUCAGCGUAAAAUUGCAAAUACUGCUCACAACUGGAUUGUUAGAAUCGGACACUGUUCGUAGAAACAAACGAUAGAUUGAGGAAAUAUCUGGGAUUCGUAUGGCUUUAAGGUACUCUCCAAGCAGAGGUUUGGGUUAUUUUUGGCCUGUUUUUAGGCUUUUUUAUGUGUUUUUUUUUCACCACCUCCAAAAGAAAUCC